Condylura cristata (star-nosed mole) is the source of this 2905-nucleotide messenger RNA. RefSeq names its product keratin 80, type II (gene KRT80). NCBI's taxonomy places the organism in Eukaryota, Metazoa, Chordata, Mammalia, Eulipotyphla, Talpidae. The record is from RefSeq and is a predicted model, not a curated record. Gene Ontology annotation, biological process: intermediate filament organization; keratinization. Gene Ontology annotation, molecular function: structural constituent of skin epidermis. Bases 1 to 1197 code for a protein of 398 amino acids. The transcript has 8 exons. Gene Ontology annotation, cellular component: keratin filament.
AUGACCUGCCGCUCCUGUGUUGUUGGCUUCAGCAGCCUCAGCAGCUGUGAGGCGACCCCAGCAGGCAGCCCCUGGCCCCGGACCUCGGGAUGGGGCGGCUGCGGGGGCCCGGGGCCGAGUUUCAGCUCUCGCAGCCUGACCGGCUGCCGGCCGGCCGGCACCAUCCCCAAGGUGACCGUGAACAGCAGCCUGCUGGUGCCCCUGGACCUCAAGGUGGACCCGACCAUCCAGCAGCAGAAGACCCAGGAGAAGGAGGAGAUGAAGGUUCUCAAUGACAGAUUUGCCUCCCUGAUCGGCAAGGUGCAAGCGCUGGAGCAGCGCAACCAACUGCUGGAGACCCGCUGGCGCUUCCUGCAGACCCAGGACUCGGCCCCCUUCGACCUGGGCCACCUGUACGAGGAGCAUCAGAGCCGGCUGCAGGAGGAGCUGCGCAAAGUGAGCCAGGAGCGGGGCCAGCUGGAGGCCAACCUGCUGCAGAUGCUCCAGAAGGUGGAGGAGUUUCGGGUCAGGUAUGAGGACGAGAUCUCCAAGCGCACAGACAUGGAAUUCACCUUCGUGCAGCUGAAAAAGGACCUGGACACCGAGUGUCUUCGACGGACCGAACUGGAGACCAAGCUAAAAGGCCUGCAGAGCUUCGUGGAGCUGAUGAAGACCAUCUACCAGCAGCUGGAGGAGCGGGCGGCCCGCUCCGCUGAGUACGGCAGCAGCCUCCAGAGCAGCCGCAGUGAGAUCGCCGACCUCAACGUGCGCAUCCAGAAGCUGCGGUCCCAGAUCCUGUCCAUCAAGAGCCACUGCCUGAAACUGGAGGAGAACAUCAAGGCCGCGGAGGAGCAGGGCGAGCUGGCCUUCCAGGACGCCAAGGCCAAGCUGGCACAGCUGGAGGACGCCCUGCAGCAGGCCAAGAAGGACAUGGCGCGGCAGCUGCGCGACUACCAGGAGCUCAUGAACACCAAGCUGGCCCUGGACAUCGAGAUCGCCACCUACAGCAAGCUAGUGGAGGGCGAGGAGAGCCGGAUGGACAUGCCAACAGCCACGGUGGUCAGCGCCACACAGUGCGGAGGGAGACCUGCUGCCUCCACACCCGGCCUCUUGAGAGCCCCCUCCCGGAAGAAGAAGAAGAACAAAAAAGGCCCCGUUAUCAAAAUCACCGAGAUGUCCGAGAAGUUCCUCCUUCAGGAGUCUGAGGCCUCAGAAUAAGGCGGCUAGACGCCAGGAGCCUGCAGCAGGGGGACUGAGCUGGACUCAAGAAAGCUCCUGACGCCUUUGGCCUGGGACGGGGGCAAGCUUGAUCCUAAGCUAAGAAGAGGAGGGUUCUAGCAGCUGCUUUCCUGGAUGUGGGUUGGGACGGGGGGAGAGUUGCUUCGCUCCGCGUCAGAGCCGAGACUGCAGCCUGGGGGUGGGGGGCUCCCUGACCAGGGAAACCAGAAUGGGGGCAGGUUGCUUCUGCCCCCUGGCUCCUCCGAGGCUCCUGCCCCCAUCCAGGCCUCUGCCCAAAUCCCUUCGCCCCUCGGCCCCACCCUCACCUUCCGCCUUCAUCUCUAGCCUUGCGGCUGCCUCGGGCUGAGGUCAGCCAGCCAGGCCCAGGAGGUGAGGAGGACGGUGUGGGCACCCUCCCCACAUCUGGAGCUACUGGGGAGGCUGGGUGCUGUGGACCCCGGCUUUCCUGCAUCGCCAGGCGCCCCAGAGACCCGACAGUAUUAGGGAGUGAGAGGCAGCACUCGGUGUCUGGGACCUGAGCCCUCGGGGGCUCUGACAUCAGCUCCACGCCUCUGUCCCGGCCCCGUUCCUGUGGGUCCCUGCCAGCAGGGCACUGUCAGAAUAGAACACGCCACCUCCUCCAGAAGCCGCCCGCGCCUUGAUGAACUCCCGAGAGGGAAGCCGGCUGGCGGCCUGGACCCGACACAAGGACUCGGCCCUCCCGUGCUCCCUGGCGUCCGGGGGUCUGCUGCACUGCCGGGGAUCUGAGCUCUCGGCCCCCACCCCAGUAGUUCCCAGCCUGCAACUGCAUUUGGUGCACCAGAUCCUGGGGACCCCUACCACUCCCUCCUGAGACCCCAACCCAUUUCCCAUGACCCCACUGAGGGUCCCCAUCUGGCCAAACAGACUUUGCAUUCACUGAGGAGCUCAGGAACGCCCCACACCUGCCAGCUCAGAGCUCCCACUUUUCUUUCCCCUCCCCCCUGCACCCCCACUCCCGCGCCCCCAGUGGGGCCAUGAAGAAGGCAUAGUCCAAGCAGGUCUGGGAGCUUCUGAGCCCCGAGGACAUGCUGGGGAGCCCCAAAGACAACCUUUGAAGGGUUCAGCCAACAAAGGAGAUUGGAGCUGAGCAGGGCGCCCCCUUUCCACCUCUUGGCUCUCGCUUUGGGUCAGCAGCUCCAGCCUCCCCUCAGCGAGCCCCCUUCUCCCCUCCUCUUUCCCCACCCGCCCUCCGUCUCCCCUCCUCUUCCAGCCUCUACUGUUUCUUUGCUCGAGUUCAUCUCCUUCUCCAGGACAUGGUGCCACAAGGCCGAGGCGCCCCCCCUUCCCGCCCCGUCCCCAGAUCCUCCAGGCCUGUCGGGGUGCUGAAGGGUUACUGAGUCUCUCAGACUGGGGGGAGCUCAGACAUAUACUCAUCUCUGAAGUCCCCAAAGGGUGCUGAUUGCUGCUUUUUCUCCAGCUAUUUAUUGGUUUCCAAGGGAGCAAAUCCUCAGUGGGGAUACAAGAUAUAUAAAGUAUAUAUAUGUAUUAUUUUUUCAUAACUUAUGUGGCUUUAACUUAUUGCUUCCCUUCCUGUUUCUGCAUGAUCAGUGCUAAAUAUGAUACUCUGGUGGAUAACGCAUCUCCCAGCCACCCCACCCCUCUGCUGACUACCUUGGGGCAAUGCUCCCGAGCACUACAAAGGGAUGAAUAAAGUGCUGAGAUUUAU